CUAAAAAAAGACGACGAUAGAAACCGAAAAAGCUGGAAUUGCCACGUCACGGUGGGAUUACCUGAAUCUCGUCAAUCAAAUUCAGGAUUUUGCCUUCCAAUUACAUUAAAACAUCAAUUCCGCUAUUAGAUCUAGAGAUUACGAUAUUUAUUUACAACUACUGAUCCAAAUGCCGUUAUAAUUUCUUCACUAACAGUAGCAAGAAUGGAGAAACAAUCAGGUGUGAUCGAACACAAGUCUUAUGCUAGAGUUGGAUUGCUUGGAAACCCUAGCGAUGUUUAUUUUGGGAACACAAUUUCUUUCAGUCUUGGAAACUUUUUUGCUAAUGUUGGUUUACAGCCUUCACAAGAUCUUGUUAUUGUUCCUCAUCCUUCUCAUGAUCUCGUCCAAUUCAAUUCAAUUUCUCACCUGGUGAACAGGUUGCAGAAUGAGGGAUACUAUGGAGGAGUGCGUUUACUUAUGGCAAUAGUUAAAAUAUUUCACAACUAUUGCAAGGAAAACAACAUCACCUUACAUGAUGGGAAUUUCACUCUCUCGUAUGAUACUAACAUUCCCCGCCAGACAGGGCUUUCAGGUUCUAGUGCAAUUGUAAGUGCUGCACUGAGUUGCCUUCUUGACUUUUACAAAGUCAGACAUCUAAUCAAAGUUGAGGUAAGGCCGAACCUUGUCCUUAAUGCAGAGAAGGAACUUGGAAUUGUUGCAGGUCUUCAAGAUAGAGUGGCUCAGGUGUAUGGAGGCGUUGUAUAUAUGGAUUUUGGUAAGAAUCACAUGGAUAAAUUAGGUCAUGGUAUAUAUACACCAAUCGAUGUUGAUCUUCUCCCACCUCUUUAUCUGAUCUAUGCAGAAAAUCCCAGUGAUUCUGGAAAGGUGCAUAGUACAGUUCGACAAAGAUGGUUAGACGGUGAUGAAUUUAUAAGAUCAACCAUGGAAGAGGUUGCAAACAUAGCGGUGGAGGGACGUAAAGCUCUUCUUGAGAAGGAUUACAAUAAGCUGACAGCCCUCAUGAAUCAUAAUUUUGACCUGAGAAGGCGUAUGUUUGGAGAUGAUGCCCUUGGAGCUAUGAAUAUAGAGAUGAUUGAAAUUGCUCGAAGGGUAGGUGCUGCUUCCAAGUUCACAGGAAGUGGUGGGGCUGUGGUUGUUUUUUGUCCGGAUGGACCUUCACAAGUGAAGCAGCUGGAGGACGCAUGCCACAGUGCUGGUUUCACUUUCCAGCCAAUUAAAGUUAUGCCUUCGUUUCUCAAUGAAAUUGAUCUUCAAACUCUGGGAUCAAAGUGAAACUAUGACCUGCUUUCCUAAGAUGGAGCCCUCUGUAUUCUUUCACCUUUCAUUGCGCCCUGUUAUUUUAUUUGUUCAGAAUAAUGAUCAUGAGAAUUAUCCAUUUCUUCGCGACCUGAGCAGUCAAAUCCUUUUAUAGCAUACGGUUACAUUUAACCUACAA
This is a messenger RNA of Lycium barbarum (goji berry), 1438 nucleotides long. Its product is annotated as glucuronokinase 1-like. The record is from RefSeq and is a predicted model, not a curated record. Gene Ontology annotation, molecular function: ATP binding. NCBI's taxonomy places the organism in Eukaryota, Viridiplantae, Streptophyta, Magnoliopsida, Solanales, Solanaceae. The transcript is spliced from 6 exons. Bases 205 to 1275 code for a protein of 356 amino acids.